This is a messenger RNA of Effrenium voratum, 1204 nucleotides long. NCBI's taxonomy places the organism in Eukaryota, Dinophyceae, Suessiales, Symbiodiniaceae. The record is from the annotation of a GenBank genome assembly.
UUGAAAUCCAAAGGGACAAGUCACGACACGACAUCCACACGACAUCAGCAGACGUCGAAGAACUUGCGCCAUGGAGGCGCGCCGCAGCGCGCUGCUGCGCGCGCUGCGCCGCGAGGAGGCUGUUGACGCGCCACCCCAAGCGCGGAUUCUCGAGGCGAGAGUGGCCGCUCCGUUUGGAGGAGGCGAGCCGGUGAUGUGGGAACGUUUGCGGCUGCUGCCGUCCUUUACCUCACAAGACGGCUUCAACUUGCUGGUGGCACGGCCCACUCAGGCCCUAGGAAGCCCAGCGGUGCUGCUGCUGCAUGCCACCGGCAAGUGCAAGGAGUUGGUGGCUGAGCAUUUGGAACGCUGGGCCCAGCGGGGCUUCCUGGCAGUUGCCUUCGAUGCGCCCUUCCAUGGGGAGCGCGCCGAGGCGGAUGUCUCGCUGGAGCGGCUGGGCCCAGACCUCAGCGCGGAGCUGCUCAAGAGCGAGCCGGCCAGGCUGCAGAUCUACUACGACAACCUCACCCGGGGUUGGCGGGAUGGCAGCGAGCGCUAUGUGAUGGACAUCGCUCGGGAUGCGCUGCUGGUCGUGGACUAUCUGUCGGUGCGCCCCGACGUGCUGUCAGAGCGCCUGGGUGUGGCGGGCGUGUCCUUGGGCGGCAUGGCAGUGGCGCUUUUGGCGGCCGCGGACGUGCGAAUCCGCUCGGCCAUGCCGGCCAUCGGCGUGCAGAGCUUUCACCACUCGCUGGUCAAUGACCUUUGGCAGGCGCGGGUAGACUCCGUGCGCCCGGUGUUUGAGGCGGCGGCCAAGGAUCUGGGGAAGGCAGAGAUCGACCAGGAGGUGGUCCGUGCGGUUUGGGCGCAGAUCGCGCCGGGCCUCGCCGAGGCAGACGAGUCCAAAGAGGCGGCGUUUGACAUGCCUCUCACCUUGCCCCUCAUCGCGCCUCGACAUUUGCUGGUGCUCAGUGGCGAGAAGGACCCGCGUUGCCCGCUGCCCGGGCUCCGACAAUGCAUCGCGAAGGCCCAAGAGGCAUAUGACAGACACGAGGCGAAGAACCACAUGGAUGUCUUCAUUGAAGAGGGAGUGCCUCACCGGAUGACAGAGAACAUGUGGCGUCGCAUCGACGCGUUCUUAGAGGCCACCCUCUCGGCUGAGCCCGCGAAGAAGCUGGCAAAGCGCAAGCUGUCAUCCUUGUGACCGCGAUUUAGCGCGCCGCGCGGG